Raphanus sativus (radish) is the source of this 315-nucleotide messenger RNA. RefSeq lists its product as uncharacterized. Bases 1 to 315 code for a protein of 104 amino acids. NCBI's taxonomy places the organism in Eukaryota, Viridiplantae, Streptophyta, Magnoliopsida, Brassicales, Brassicaceae. The record is from RefSeq and is a predicted model, not a curated record. The transcript has a single exon.
AUGAAACUAAAGCAAACCAACGUGAUGUUUAUGGUGUUAGCCCUGAUCUCGGCAUUGGUUUUCCUACAAUCAGAAGCUGAUGAAUGUCCGACAGGAAAUAUAAAUCUCGUACCAGGAUGUUUCGAUGCGUUGAGAUUAGCAUCUGGCAAAGAUUACAGCAGGCUAUCAAGAGCUUGUUGCAGAGCAGUCUAUUCAAUAAACUCUGAUACUUGCUUCUUUCUUUUCUAUCCUAGCCCGCCUUACCCUAUUAAGACGUUCAAAAACAUUUGUCUUAAUGUUAAUUAUGUCCCUGAACCUGAUGGUUCACGUUUCUAA